CGAAAUAGUUAUUUCAUAUUUAUUGCAGAAGCCACGAAUAAAAUGUCUGAAGUUGGUGUAAGUAAACCUGGAGGCAGCAGGGCACCUGGCCUGCUUGGAACAGAGUUGACCGCUAAAGAGAAGGCGGCUGAACGAAUGAAGAAACUCCGAGACUUACAUUUAAAGAGAAAUGAAGCUAGGAAGUUGAAUCAUCAGGAAGUAGUUGAAGAAGAUAGGCGGAACAAGGAGCCUAAAAACGAGGAAGCCCGAAAAAGGCGAGCUGAGUAUGUAUUAAAGGAAGAGGAAGCUAAAGCCGCAUGCCUAGCGGCUGGUAAGGAUUGGGAGAUUGAAAAACUCAGGCAUAUCGGGGCAGAGGAUGCAGAUGCUCUGGAUAAAAGGAAGCGAAGCAAACAAAAUCCUGAUGGAGGGUUCAGCACCUUUGAACAAGCAACAUUUAGAAAGUAUUCAGGCCUUUUAAAGCAGAUCAAACCUGACAUGGUAGAAUAUAACGAAAAGAAGGAAAAGGCUGGAGAGGCUUUCUACGCCACAGCUGGAACUAUUGUACACGGUGUACAUAAAGAUUCUAAAGACGCAAUUUCGGUAAAAAUACUUAAAGGAUUUGCUAUAAUAAUUUGUAAAAUUAUUUGUUUAAAGAAUUAAAAUUUA
This is a messenger RNA of Eurytemora carolleeae, 645 nucleotides long. Its product is annotated as pre-mRNA-splicing factor SYF2. Lineage: Eukaryota; Metazoa; Arthropoda; Copepoda; Calanoida; Temoridae. The coding region runs from base 43 to 639 and encodes 198 amino acids. The record is from RefSeq and is a predicted model, not a curated record. The transcript is spliced from 7 exons. Gene Ontology annotation, cellular component: catalytic step 2 spliceosome; Prp19 complex; post-mRNA release spliceosomal complex.